Triticum aestivum (bread wheat) is the source of this 1691-nucleotide messenger RNA. RefSeq lists its product as uncharacterized. The record is from RefSeq and is a predicted model, not a curated record. NCBI's taxonomy places the organism in Eukaryota, Viridiplantae, Streptophyta, Magnoliopsida, Poales, Poaceae. The transcript is spliced from 4 exons. Gene Ontology annotation, molecular function: protein binding. Bases 1 to 1173 code for a protein of 390 amino acids.
AUGACGACCCGCAAGAAAAUCCACUCACCUCUGCCUGAGAUCCCCGGCCGGACUAAGAUCCAGUGCCUUUAUCAAAAGGGUAAAGUUGCAGCGUGCCUUCACUGGAUCUCAGUCCUCCCCGGCCACCUCUUGGCGGAGAUUUUCAUCCGGCUGCUCGACCCAGAAGACCUCGCCCGCGCCUCCGCCGCCUGCGUUACCUUUCGCCGCGUCGUCACCGACGGCUCGUUCCUCCGCCGAUUCCGCCGCCUCCACCCACCACCAGUCCUCGGCUUUCUCUGCCUCGGCGGGUUCCACCCCGCUCAGCCGCCUCACACCUCCGCGCCCGCCGCCCGCGCGCUCGCCCUGGCCGCUGACUUCUCCUUUUCGUUCUUGCCUUCGCGCCGCCGAUGGGCCGUCCAGGACAUCCGCGACGGCCGCGUCCUCCUCGUCGGCAAGCAAAACAUGAUGGCUGAAGGGCCCUCGAUCUCGAUGUUCCCGGAGCUCGUGGUGUGCGACCCCUUGCACCGGCGGUACAUCCUGCUUCCCCCACUGCCCGAUGGCCUAGUGGCAUCGGUGGAGAGGCAAGAUGACGAAUUUUUAGGGUGGUCUUGCGAGCCCAGCCUCAUUCCACUCAGCGAUGAGGAGGCUGCCCUGGUGGAAGAGACGACGUUCAGAGUGAUCUGGUCGGCAUCUUGCAAAACCAAUAUGGCCGUGUUUGUCUUCUCUUCGACCACUGGGCAAUGGCGAGCUACUGCAUCCCAGACCUGGAGUGAUCUGGUUAUUGACAGGCAGCCUUUGUAUUUUAUCAGGCGCCAUUUGGUGGGCGGCUGCGUCUACUGGGUCUUGCCGAUGAACAAUACGGAUUUGCUUGUGCUUGACACCAGAACUAUGGAGUUUUCCAUUGCUGACCUCCCACCUGGACAAUGGAACCGGCAAGAUAUAGCUAUUGUGGAUGCAGGGGAAGGCAGGCUUGGGAUGCUUAGUACAGGUGGAACAGAGAAGUACUUGAUCCUACUAAGGAUAGAAACCCCGAAGUACUUAUCGCUUAGCCCACCAAUCAUGGAAUUUUGCAAACUGGAUGUCCGGACAAUGCAGGUUGAGAGGAUGUGUGCGGAAUCUUCCGGGUUUUCCGGUUCUAAAGUGUGCCUAUAUGCCGACUUCCCACCAUCGCUGUUGUCUUCACCGACAGUAUGAAGAGAGUCGAUCAAUGGAGGCAUAGUCAGUCAGAUUAGCAUCCUCGUCCUCAGAACUCCGAGCGGUUGCAAUUUCGGCAGCAUGGACCCCGCGUAGAUGUGAUGGCCUUGCCUGGAAAAAGACAUGAUUUAAUCUCAGUGGACUCACUAUCCCCAGUGCUUAUGGCUCAUUGUUAUAUAUGUUGUUGUUCCUGUGUAGUAUGUUACAUGGAUCAUGUGGUUACUCCCUGCUGAAACUAAGAACGUGACACUGGCAUUCAAUCAACAGCAGUGUGGGCAGCGUUUGCGAGGUCAGGGUGCCAAUAUGGCUUAUUACAGUUUAAGAGGCAUUUUUCGCAAUGACAGUGAGAGAGGUUUCUAUUUUCUUUCUUUUGUUUCCCUGGCUGUUUCUACUUUUCUGUUCUCCCCUCCUGCCAGCGUGACUCACAAAAAUGAGAUGAUGGUGGUGUUGGCUGGUUUACUGUCUGUUUGUAGUUUGGUUGUCGUAGUUCAGUUCAGUUUAAGAAGCUUUUGUCGCAA